CAUGUAUACAUGAGGAGUGGAUCGUACGAGUAUUGGUGAAUGUUUGCGUCUAGUGGUGUGUGGAAUAAGGGUGGAAAUCUGUAAAGGGAGGGGCUGGCCAAAAAUGGCUGUCACACACAGAGCAAGACGUCUGAAAGAAGACAAUUGACUGACCUCAGUCUUCCAGCUAAAGAAAUGGACACUAUUUUACAUUAACAGUAACAGUGAGCCAAUCAAUAAUUAAUAUGUUAUUGUUGAGAGGCAAUCCCAGUGCUUUGUUGAGACCACCCCCAGAUCUGGCAUCACUGAACUGUGCUCAAAGGUAGAUUUACUAAAAUAGUAAAAUCGAGAUUUAAAAUAAUACAUUUUUUUUACAAGGAAUUGCGUGUUCCGUUAACACACCAAGAGAAUGUUAAACCCAAUAAUAUUUUGUACGGCUAAACAAAAGCCUCGUGAUAUUGACGUCAGUUGGAUAGACUAGAACAAAUAAGAAAGGCAACACUGCGACGUCGUAAACAAGAAAAGAUGCAUCCCUCCUCUUUGAGGAUUUUCUUUCUUCUUUUAUUCGCUACUUUUGGCAACAGGCAUGUUGCAUGCACACCAAAUGCUGAAAAAUUGGGGAGUGGCAAUAAAGUACGACUCAGGGCACCAUAUUUACCAUGGCGGCUGGUCAUUUGCCUUACGCAGCCCCAGAAUCCUUUGAAGAUGGAUAUUCAAAAGAUAUGGGAUGAGGCCAGGCUGGAAUCAACGCAAGGCAAAAUGGAAGUUUCUUACGUCGAAGCAACAGCACCUACAACUACCGAUUCUCUUUCAUACCCAUUGGCGCUUUUGGAUAAGUUCUGCACAGCUGUUGAGGGUGGACGAACAAUUUUGAGCAUAGUCAUUGGAGGAGGACCUGCAGCCAGAUUUCUCAUCACAACUGCAACAUUUUUAAAUGUACCAACGCUAUGGCUACCGUCCUCACAUCGAGACUUUCUCCGUCAGGGAAAGAAAGAGAAAUUUGAAAGUCGAUUAGGUACUGGGACAGAGGAAAUGGGCGCAGCGGCAGCAGCCUUAAUGCACAAAGCAAACUGGCAUGCAUUCACGCUUUUAAUUGACGUAACAUUACUUCCAAUAAAUCAGCUACUUUUGGCUGACUUGUCUAUUUUGACACCGAGAUCUGUGAUUCAUCUUCCAGCCGAUGAUCAAACUUUACGCAAAAGACUUCGCCGCGUUGCGGAGGGUGGAAGUACUGGAGGUGUUCUUGUAAUGGCUUGUGAUUUGAGUACUGCACGCCGAAUUAUUGCUGCAGGUAACAAGUACGGGAUGCUCGCAGGAAGGUUCUUAUGGCUCUGGUUAGACCUUAAAAUGGAAUUGAAACCUAAUGAACCCAGUUUACCUAUUUCAAGUAUUACCCACAAUGCACGCUCUACAGUGAAUUUGAAUAACGAUGACAUAAAGCACAUCGAUAUCCACACAAAUUUUAGAUUAGAAGAUGACAUUCAUUUGCAUACAUUGCCAAACUUGGCCAAUGACGUACAUCGACUGCAAGAAUUUAGAUGGCAAGAAGAUCAACAUCAUACAAGACGAACCGAAAGAAGUAUCAAAAUGAAGGAACACGAAGACACGAAAGCAGACGAUAAAGAAUUGAAUCCAAAGAUGGUGAUGCCUGUAGGAAUGCUUGUACUGAGGUCUAGUAGUAUGAAAAUAAACAGCGGUGAUACAACGCUGACAAGAAUGUUGAGGGACACUUCAGAGGCAUUGGACCAAACAAUUUUUGAAACUCGGCCAAAAUUGGCACGCCUCCGAGAUGUUCAAUGGAAAGACUACUUCGUUCCCUCAUGCUUUGCCCGUCCAGAUGCAAAAUUUUUAUCUAAUGAGGAGAGAGAAAACGUUUCACAGUUUCUGACGAAUAGACUAAGGAAAUUCACUCGACAACUUUCUAGGGACAAAUCAGAAUUUCAUCUGUUAAACUUGCAGCCUAUAACUGUCCCUGGUAACAAAACUCAACUGAAAUGGACCAAGGUAGGCACAAUCAGAGGAGGAGGAAGAGACGUUCGACUUGACACGAUAAUCUGGCCUGGUGGAGGAAUUAUACCUGCCUACCUUGAUCAGAUGGGAGCCGGAGAUGGGAUUCCAGCAUAUCGCAUUGUAACUGCGCUCUCCCCGCCUUUUGUAAUGGCGACAAGUUUACAAGAAGGUCUAUGCCUAAGAGGUAUAGCUUGCCGCCAAGGUGACGACACCGUAUGUUGUUAUGGGCUCAGUAUGGAUCUAUUAUCUCUCAUCGCCCGAGAACUGGGAUUCCGAUUUGAAUUGUACGUUGCACAAGACGGUUUGUUUGGCAGACGAAUUGGAAUAAAUGGUAAAUGGAAUGGAAUUGUGGGUGAGCUCACAUCUGGCAAAGCUCAGUUGGCAUUUGCACCCCUCAGUGUUUCGGCAAGAAGAGCUGAGGUGGUUGAUUUUACUACUCCCUACUUCUUCAGUGGGGUCAGUUUCCUUGCUGCACCGCAACGUAAAUCUGAAAUACCGUUGCUGGCAUUUUUACUGCCCUUUAGUACAGAACUAUGGAUAGCAGUUUUUACUUCCCUCAAUAUCACUGCAAUGGCAGUGGCAGUUUAUGAAUGGUUCAGCCCUUUUGGGCUCAAUCCAUGGGGCCGACAACGCAGCAAAAACUUCUCCAUAGCUUCUGCCCUGUGGGUGAUGUGGGGUCUUCUAUGUGGACACCUUGUUGCAUUCAAAGCUCCAAAAUCAUGGCCAAACAAAUUUUUAAUCAAUGUUUGGGGAGGAUUUUCUGUUAUAUUCGUUGCCUCGUACACAGCUAACAUUGCGGCACUCAUCGCAGGCCUGUUCUUUCAUUCGGCUGUGAGCAACUACCAUGACCGCAGUUUGUUGUCGCAAAGAGUAGGAGCUCCCAAAGCAUCGGCUGCAGAAUAUUACGUACAGCGUGCUAAUCGACAAUUAUGGUCACACAUGUCCCGAUAUUCAUUAGCCAACGUUGAGGAAGGAGUAGAAAAACUGAGGAACGGUACAUUGGACAUUCUCAUAGCCGAUACACCAAUCUUGGAUUAUUAUCGAGCUACUGAUAAUGGUUGCAUAUUGCAAAAAAUUGGGGAUACUAUUAAUGAAGAUACCUACGCGGUGGCACUAGCUAAAGGCCAUCCACUAAAGGAGAGUAUUUCUAGAGCCAUAGCCAACUACACUAGCAACGGUCUACUUGACAUUUUGCAGGAGAAGUGGUACGGAGGUUUGCCCUGCAUUCGCGGACGAGAAGGAAUGGACACUGGGCUUGACCCUGAAACUGGGGGGCAGCCCCGACCACUCGGCGUAGCAUCCGUUGCGGGAGUCUUUUGUCUCCUUGGGCUAGGGGUUGUUCUUGGUGCUGUAAUUUUGGCUGGAGAACACCUGUUCUAUAGAUAUACCCUGCCUAGACUAAGGCACAGACCACGAAGCUCUAUUUGGCGGAGUAGGAACGUAAUGUUCUUUUCCCAAAAACUAUACAGAUUUAUCAACUGCGUUGAAUUAGUAUCGCCUCACCAUGCUGCAAGGGAAUUAGUACACACUCUGAGACAAGGACAAAUUACUUCUCUCUUCCAAAAAAGUGUUAAGCGGAAGGAACACGAGCAACGUCGCAGACGAAAAAGCAAGGCCCAGUUCUUUGAAAUGAUACAGGAAAUACGGAGGGUACAACAAGAGGAAAAAACUGAGACCGUCUCAAAAGAUGCAGAAUCACGACGAGUAGCAAAAAAAGAUGAUAAAACAUCAAAAGGAAGAGAACGGAGCCGUAGCAAAAGUCCUUUGAUGCCCAGGAGUCCGAAACGAACUGAGAAAAGUAGAAGUUCAACGAACUUGUCAGGCUCCCGAUUAGGUCUGUCUCCCAUUAGUCUUGAAGAGCCAAUGCGGCCGAUCGAAUUCACGUUAAGUAACACAAAUCUGCGUGCAAGAAGCCCAUUAGAAACAGUCGGUCGGAGACUGAGUCACGGUGACGGGGGUUCACCGCCCCCCAGGCUUGGCUCGCAUUUUGGAGGGAGUGCAAAUUUGAGGCCCCAAGUACCAGUGAGAGGAGACUCGCUUGGAGGUGGAGCAACCACUCCGCGACCCUCAAGAAGUCCAGCAAAAAGGGGGCAAUCAUUCCCCGUAUUUGCUACUCUUCGCCCGCCACAUUCCAGCGGUGUUCAAAGGACCAAAAGUCCUUUACUGUCUCCAAACAGCGAGCUGACUAAUGCUAUUGGAAGAAAGUUAUCCAGGGAAUGGGGAGCCAGCAACAUUGACCUCAGGAUCUCAUCCGUUGCAGAGACUGAAUCUGUGGUUGGAACUGGUCCGGAGCAGGAAACUACACUAAUUAUAGAGCGUUCGGUUCCAGAGCUGAAACAGGAGGAAAUACAAGUGGCAAAAAAGCCUGUCAGACGCGCACGAAGUCAUGAGACCCGAGAGAGUGCCAAACACUCGAUAGAUUUGCCAUCACCAAGACUGAAUAUUCAGCCUGUGGUAGGGGGGCGAUCGGUAAGUGAACGAACCAAAAAACAACUUGAGUCUGAAUUAAAAGCAAUUUUGAGCGCCCGCGCACAUCACCGCGACUUACAUCCUCCUUGAUAGAUCUGUACAUUUGGUCAUGCGUACUUGAAUGCACAAAGCUUAGAAGCUUCCUGCCUUUGAGGGGCUUCGAUUGAUUUAAGCAAUAUCAGAAUAAUAGGUCAAUUUGUAGAAGAAACUGAAAAAAAAAAUUUUACGAGAAUUCUUAAUAAGAAAUAGACAGCCUUGGUGGACCUUAUAACCAGGAGGCGACUCAAUGAUGGGGAUUGCCUCUGUUUGUUCAUUCGUUGUUAUGUACAUUGAUAACUUAGGUUACAUUACAUUAAAAAGUGCUAUAAAAGAAAAAAAAAAAAAAAAAAAUUUUAGUAGAAAUGUCCUAUUAAGUGAAGUAACACGAUAUAUUAAUAUUAAGAUAUUUUCUUGUUGGCGUUUUAACUCUAUUAAAUUUACCGCUGGCCCGGGUGAGUCUCUCUUUCAAUUGCAAUGGAAAUAAAUAAUAUUGUCUACUGCGGUAUUUCUCAACUUGACACUGGAUUCACAAAUAAUAUUAUACGAUACCUAGUAACACCACGAUGAUUAAUUGAAAUAGACAAAUCUAUAAUCCUACCAUGAAUCCAGAAGUUGAGAGACACUGAUCUAUGGAUUUUAAAGAAUUGAACUAAAUACUGCCACUUUAAUUAAACUUGUGAUUGUGGAAGGAGGGGCUCGCGUUUCAGGCUCUUGGGAUACAACAACCACAAAGCACACAUGCACACAUUCCUCGUAAAUGGAGUGGCGAAUAAUUAUUGAAAAGAAAAAAAAAGAA
Molecule: messenger RNA, 5293 nt
Organism: Diprion similis
Lineage: Eukaryota; Metazoa; Arthropoda; Insecta; Hymenoptera; Diprionidae
Exons: 5
Coding region: 505-4548 (1347 amino acids)
Biological process (GO): ionotropic glutamate receptor signaling pathway; monoatomic ion transport; synaptic transmission, glutamatergic
Cellular component (GO): plasma membrane; postsynaptic membrane
Molecular function (GO): transmitter-gated monoatomic ion channel activity involved in regulation of postsynaptic membrane potential; NMDA glutamate receptor activity
Source: RefSeq, a predicted model, not a curated record